AUGUUGAUGAAGUACAUACUGAGGUAUUCAAAAGUAAAGGGUUCGGUCAGACUCUCUCCCCCCCCCACCUCCCAUCGCGGCAUCACGGUGGCCUACUGGCGACAGGCUGGACUCAGCUACAUCCGCUACUCCCAGAUCUGUGCAAAAGCAGUGAGGGAUGCACUGAAAACUGAAUUCAAAGCAGGCGCCGAGAAGUCUUCUGGCAGCAGUGUCAAAAUUGUGAAAGUGAAGAAGGAAUAAUGUACCCUCCCUAAAGCUUGAAGUGCUACAUUUUCAAGGUGAAGAUGUGUGGGCACAGGUUAUGCAGAUUGAAAAGAAUCUCACUUCAUGGG
This is a messenger RNA of Pipistrellus kuhlii (Kuhl's pipistrelle), 332 nucleotides long. RefSeq names its product ATP synthase subunit epsilon, mitochondrial-like. Lineage: Eukaryota; Metazoa; Chordata; Mammalia; Chiroptera; Vespertilionidae. The record is from RefSeq and is a predicted model, not a curated record. Gene Ontology annotation, cellular component: mitochondrial inner membrane. Gene Ontology annotation, biological process: proton motive force-driven mitochondrial ATP synthesis. Bases 1 to 240 code for a protein of 79 amino acids. Gene Ontology annotation, molecular function: proton-transporting ATP synthase activity, rotational mechanism. The transcript has 2 exons.